CCUGGAGGACAGAAAAAAAAACCUUUGCAGGUAAUUGUGGCAGGGCGGGGUGUGACCCUAAAGAAUGUCAGACAAAGAGAGAGUGGCUAGCUGGUAGUCGUAACGGGGCAAUAGAGGAUUUUACCAUCUGUGUUCGUCCUCCACGGCAAACACAGCCAUCAGCUGGUGUGGAAACAACCCUUACCUGCUCUAUCUGGGAGCACUGACACUGUAAAGGUUGGAGGGAUGUUGGACACAGUGUAUGAGUGGUUCUGGUGGGACAAAAUCUGGCUGCCUGUGAACCUGACAUGGGCUGACCUGGAGGACAGGGAAGACCGGGUCUAUGCCAAAGCUUCACAUCUCUACGUCACUAUUCCCUACACCUUCGCCUUCCUACUCAUCAGAUACCUGUUUGAAAGAUGUAUAGCAACACCACUCGCUGUCUACGCUGGGAUCAAGCAGAGGGUCCAUCUUAAAGCAGAGGACAACCCCAUCCUGGAACGUUACUACAUUACUCAGAGUAGAAAUCCUGCUCAGGCAGACAUUGAUGGGCUGUCUAAGAAAAGCAGUUUGUCAGAGAGACAAGUUUUACGCUGGUUCAGAAGAAGACGCAGUCACGACCAUCCUGGAAUACUGAAGAAAUUCAGAGAGGCUAGCUGGAGGUUUGUCUUCUACCUGUUGGCUUUCAUUGGAGGAAUAGUAGCACUGUACGAUAAGAAAUGGUUUUAUGACACUUGGGAAAUAUGGACGGGUUUUCCAAAGCAGUCCAUGCUGGAGUCCCAGUACUGGUAUUAUAUCUUGGAAAUGAGCUUCUAUGGUUCUCUUCUCUUAAGCGUUGCCUUUGAUGUCAAGCGAAAGGACUUUAAGGAGCAGAUCAUCCACCACUUGGCCACACUGGUCCUCUUAUCAUUUUCCUGGUGUGUCAACUACAUUAGAAUAGGAACGCUGGUUAUGAUUGUCCAUGAUGCCUCUGACGUUUUACUGGAGUCUGCAAAAUUAUUCAACUACGCCAAAUGGGAGAAAACCUGCAAAAGCCUUUUUGUUCUGUUUGCCUUGGUGUUUAUGGUAACACGACUGAUCAUCUUCCCAUUCUGGCUGAUCCACUGUACCUGGGUCUACCCCGUUCACCACUACCCUGCCUUCUUUGGCUACUACUUCUUCAAUGUGAUGCUGGGGAUUCUUCUCUGUCUGCACAUAUUCUGGGCCUACCUCAUUCUCUGCAUGAUCAGAAAAUUCAUGUUUGGCACUCUGAUCAGAGAUGAAAGAAGUGACGAUGAGGAGGACGAGAGCAGCCUGACGGAGGACGGAAAUGAGGACCAGCAUACGCUUGGCAAUGGUUUGGCAGUUGGUGAGAAGGAGAACAAGGACAAGAACAGCGGCUUUGGAUGCUUGUCUCCACCAGAGAACAUCUGCCGGUCAAAGACUGUAUGUACUCAUGCUCAGUAUGAUCAGUAGAGCCAAAGAUGUGGAAAAUACACCCAGACUCUUGAGCCGUCAAAUACCACAGCUGUUUCAGUGCUUUCAACCAACUCCAAUGUAAACCCAAUCAUCAUUGGUCUGAAAGAGCAACUGAUGUAGUUUAUAUAGGGAGAUAACCUUGUAGGUUGUAUGAGUCCAACAAACACAGGACUUCCACCCGGAGGCCAUUGUUCAUGUCCUGUGUGGAACCAGAGGUGAACAUUAUUUACAGUAACUGUAGUUUUGUUAAAUAACUUCUAGACUUUACAAACGGCAGUUGCAUAACAAGCGUAGUUAUUUUUAUAAACAAAUGCACUUAUUUUAACCCACAACAUUAUUUUCCUGAACAGAAAAGCCAUCUCUAACUCUGAGAAUCUCUCUGAACUGAUAAUAGUAGCAAACCGAGAGCAUCUUGGUUUGAAGCUACGGACCAUUGAUCAAGCAGUGGUAUUUCCAGUUGGGAGUAAGAAUGUGUUGACUUUAAGAAGUAAAAAACAAGACAAUGGAAAACCCUCCCCACAGUGUUGUGUGUUGCUCUACAGGCCAAACCAAACAAGCACACACAACACAAUCCCCACUGUGUGCAUAUUACCACAUUAAAUUGUUUCAUAUUGUUUGAUAAAUGCAAGAGGUGGUUUAUUAUUUACCUCCUUGUUUCAUCCCAAAAGACCUGCUGGCUUGAAUAUCAACACGUUGUGAGCUUGCACUACUUAUUUAUGGUCACAUGAAUGGGAUCCUGUCACACAAUAGACUUCUCCAGAAGAUGACCUUCAUGUACUACGAGAACUUGCACGCUACUGUGUUCAAAAGGAUACAUUUAAUAUUUUCUUUAUACUUUCUAUUUAGAGAGGUAAACAUUGUAACACAAUUUAAGAUGAACAUCUAUUAUCCAUGCACAUAUUUGUAUGAUAUAUUGUAAUUAUUUCCAUAGAUAAUUGGACAAAUAUAGACUAAAUGUGAUGUUAGGUUUGAUUAAAGCAAAUAUGACUGUGAUAGAAUAUUUCCAUUUAACAAAAGCAUACAUUUGGGAUAUCAUUAUGAGAACAAAUACAUGAUUCUCAUGUCUUUGUGUUUAUUACAGAGAGUUUUAAAAUCCAAUGCUACUUUCUUCAUCCAUGCAGCUUGUUGGCUAGGUGUAACAUAGAGUGUGUCGUCUCUUCAUGUCUGCAAGGGCCGUGCAGACAUUUCCCUAACAGUUGUAAAGGUUUUGGAAGGUAUAGAGUAAAGAGUGAGUUAUGAUGGGGCCCCUCGCACUCGAUGGAAAUCAGGACUAGAAUGCCAUGAAUCAAAUGUAACAGUGUUUAAUGGGAAGAAGUAUAAACAAAAGUUUAACAAACAACCAAAAGCUCACGAUCGUGGGUUCCGUGGUGAUGAGGUACAAGCAGGAAGGAAGCAUGUGUUGCUGUCUAACCGGCGUCAAGACGAAAGAGCGAUUUCCCCCAGUACAACGUGUCUUAGUUGCAAACCAGCCAAUCACCUACUCUUCAAAGUUAGUUCAGCCUUUAACACCUUCCUGUUGGCUCAAAGUCCACUAUCAAAAUGGAGGGGUCAAACGUCACGAACCCUGGGUCAAAACGUGACUUCCGGUCAAGUCACUUAACAAGCAUUUUCACAAUAAAAGUCCCGUCUGUUAUAGUCCGCAUUAAAGUCACUUCACGUGCUUCAACCGGCUUCGACAAUUCUGAAAUACUAACUGAAAUUCAUUCCAUGCACAUACAUAACAUUACUUCUUUCCAUUGACAUAUGCAUAGAGUAAACAGUACUCUGUGCAUACAUGCUUCAUAACACAUAAUAAUAUCAAUAUUCUCCCUAAUAUUUCCUGUUAUAAUAUCUUUCUAUAUGUAUUAAUUUAAAGCUCAAGACUACAGAAUCAAAAUAAUCUAUUACAACCUAACAAGAGAAUGGAUGCAAAGGUGCUACUUAUAAUAAACUAAACUAAAUGACGUAUGUUGUUGUUUUGGAGGACUUGCUGUGAUGCGCUGAACAUAAUAGAUCUAUAAUAAUAUGGUUAUAGCACAAACUGCAUAUCGGUGUAGUGUACAGUCAUCACUAAUGCUGAACGAAAUAAUGAUAAAGUACUUUGAUACUUCUCGACACUUAAUUUGAGAAAAGAAGCACAGAAAACUGGUUCUUGUCUAUUCUAUUCUAUGGAAAUACCGAGUGUGGUUAUGGAUGAUUUAUAGUCAGUGUUGGAGCCAUCGGCAAGUAUUUCAUUAACAUUUUUUAAAGUAUUUGGAAGGUUGGAAGAGUGAGCACCAUGAAACAAUAUGAAGUUCAUGGUUUAUUCAUCCCGUAUGUUUAUUUUUACCCACAGCAAAUGAAGUAGUCAAAUCAAGCAUAUAUGCAGUGUCACAAUUAUGUAGCAAGCAGUCUUGAAUACUGAACUGUGUAAUUAAUAUGCUAAGGCAAUCAAAUUCUUAAAAACUGUAUGCAUUAAAGUUGGUGUCUGAAUAAUUA
Messenger RNA from Pseudoliparis swirei, 3894 nucleotides. It is a transcript of the gene cers3a, whose product is annotated as ceramide synthase 3a. Gene Ontology annotation, biological process: ceramide biosynthetic process. Gene Ontology annotation, molecular function: DNA binding; sphingosine N-acyltransferase activity. The record is from RefSeq and is a predicted model, not a curated record. Gene Ontology annotation, cellular component: membrane. NCBI's taxonomy places the organism in Eukaryota, Metazoa, Chordata, Actinopteri, Perciformes, Liparidae. The transcript has 11 exons. Bases 226 to 1434 code for a protein of 402 amino acids.